This is a messenger RNA of Diplodia corticola, 1320 nucleotides long. RefSeq names its product nad dependent epimerase dehydratase family protein. The record is from RefSeq and is a predicted model, not a curated record. The transcript has 3 exons. NCBI's taxonomy places the organism in Eukaryota, Fungi, Ascomycota, Dothideomycetes, Botryosphaeriales, Botryosphaeriaceae. Bases 1 to 1320 code for a protein of 439 amino acids.
AUGACGAGUGUGCAGCAGAUCCAGCCGAAAGGCAUAUAUCGUGGCCUCCCGGUCUUCUCGGAUACAGAUGACAAGAAGGAUCUCACAGCCAUAAUAACUGGCGCCAACGGCAUCUCCGGGCAGCACAUGCUCCGGGUGCUUGCGCAACAUCCUCAGCGCUGGUCGAAGAUCUAUUGCCUGUCACGACGGCCUCCAUCGAUUCCUGACCCCCUGCCGCCGCAGGUGGAACAUAUAUCCAUCGACUUUCUCAAGUCGCCAGACUUCAUCUCGAAGCUGCUGGUAUCGCACCGCGUGCGCGCCGACUACGUCUUCUUCUACUCGUACAUCCAGGUGCCCCCCAAGGAUGGCCAAGGGCUAUGGUCCAAUGCCGAGGAGAUGGCCAUCGUGAACACGGAACUGCUCUCGAACUUCCUGUCGGCGCUGAACCUGGCGAGCAUCAAGCCCCGCCGUGUCCUGCUCCAGACGGGCGCAAAGCACUACGGCGUGCACCUUGGCCCAACGAAGGUGCCGCAAGAGGAAGGCGAUGCGCGCGUGACGAUUGAGCCGAAUUUCUAUUAUCCCCAGGAGGACUAUUUGGUGGACUGGUGCGAUGAGUUGAGCGGCGUGGGGUGGAACGUCAUUCGCCCGAGCUUCGUGCUCGGAGCCGUUCCGGACGCGGCCAUGAAUCUGGUCUUUCCGAUUGCAGCAUACACGGCUGUGUGCAAGCAUCUGGGCCAGAAGCUCGAGUUUCCCGGCAACCUCGAGGCCUGGGAACGGCCGCUGGACCUGAGCAGUGCCAUGCUGAACGGAUACCAGGCCGAGUGGGCUGUUCUGGACGAGGGAACGGCCAACGAAGCGUUCAAUGCGGCGGAUGGGAGCACAUUUACGUGGGGGCAGUUCUGGCCAAGGUUGGCAGCAUGUUACGGUGUUGAGUGGACCAGACCGGAGCUGGACGAGACUGCGUACGAUGCCAUGGCUAUACCACGGGAGGAGACGCCACGAGGAUUCGGGCCACAAGCCACCAUUCGACGCCGUUUCACGCUGGCGGACUGGGCGAAAAAACCGGAGACCCAACAAGCUUGGAAAGAGCUGGCGCAGAAGCACGACUUGCUAGAUCGGAAACUGCGAGAUGUUGGCCGCAUCUUUGCUUUUGCCGACGGCGCUCUGGCCAACGCGGUCCGCACUGCUUUCAGCAUGGACAAAUCCCGCCGCUUCGGAUGGUUUGGCACCGUCAGCUCGGCGGAUUGCAUGCUUGAAGUCAUUGAAGGCUUCGAAAGGCUGAGGAUGAUACCGCCGAUUCGGGGCAGUGGGUCGUCGUUGCCGGACAGAACGGCGCAAUGA